This is a messenger RNA of Condylura cristata (star-nosed mole), 19125 nucleotides long. It is a transcript of the gene ADGRV1, whose product is annotated as adhesion G protein-coupled receptor V1. Gene Ontology annotation, cellular component: membrane. Gene Ontology annotation, molecular function: G protein-coupled receptor activity. The transcript is spliced from 88 exons. The record is from RefSeq and is a predicted model, not a curated record. Gene Ontology annotation, biological process: cell communication; negative regulation of adenylate cyclase activity; cell surface receptor signaling pathway. NCBI's taxonomy places the organism in Eukaryota, Metazoa, Chordata, Mammalia, Eulipotyphla, Talpidae. The coding region runs from base 1 to 18813 and encodes 6270 amino acids.
AUGCCCUCUGCAUCUUUAUUAGCAAAUCUUCUUUCAGCUUUACUCAUCCCUUUUGUAUUUGGAGAGACAGAAAUAAGGUUCUCUGGACAAACAGAAUUUGUAGUUAAUGAAACAAGUACAACAGUUAUUCGACUUGUCAUCGAGAGGGUAGGACAGCCAGCAAAUGUCACUGCGAUUGUAUCGCUUUAUGGAGAAGAUACUGGUGACUUUUUUGACACAUACGCUGCCGCUUUUAUACCUGCUGGUGAAACAAACAGAACAGUCUACAUAGCAGUAUGUGAUGAUGACAUACCAGAGCCUGAUGAAACAUUUAUUUUUCACUUAACAUUACAGAAACCUUCAGCAAAAGUGAAACUUGGUUGGCCAACAACUGUUACUGUGACAAUAUUAUCAAAUGACAAUGCAUUUGGAGUUAUUUCAUUUAAUAUGCCUUUCUCUGUCACAGUGAUUGAGCCCAGAGGCAGGAAUGAGUCUGUGCCUCUUACCCUCAUCAGGGAAAAAGGAACCUAUGGCAUGGUCACUGUGACUUUUGAGGUAGAAGAUGGUCCCAAUCCACCUGAAGAAGAUCUGAGUCCAGUUAAAGGAAAUAUUACCUUUUCCCCUGGUAGAGCAACAGUAGUUUAUAACUUGACAGUGCUUGAUGAUGAGGUACCAGAAAAUGAUGAGAUAUUUUUCAUUCAAUUGAAGAGUGUGGAAGGAGGAGCUGAGGUCAACACCUCUAGGAACUCAGUUGAAAUUAUCAUCAAGAAAAAUGACAGUCCUGUAAGGUUCAUUCAGAGUACCUAUUUGGUGCCUGAGGAGGAUGAUAUUCUUUUAAUUCCAGUGGUUCGUGGCAAAGAUGACAGUGGAAAUGUGAUUGGCUCUGAUGAAUAUGAAGUUGCCAUCAGUUAUGCUGUAGUAACUGGGAAUUCAACAGCACAUGCUCAGCAAAAUUUAGAUUUCAUUGAUCUUCAACCCAACACAACUAUUGUUUUCCCGCCUUUUAUUUAUGAAUCUCAUUUGAAAUUUCAAAUAGUGGAUGACGCCAUACCAGAGAUUGCUGAAUCAUUUCACAUUGUGUUACUAAAGGAGACCCUAAGGGGUGAUGCUGUGCUAGCUGCCCCUUCCAUUGUCCAGGUCACCAUUAAGCCAAAUGACAAACCGUACGGAGUCCUCUCAUUCAACAGUAUCUUGUUUGAAAAGACAGUUGUAAUUGAUGAAGAUACAACAACAAGAUUUGAAGAAAUUACGGUGGUUAGAAAUGGUGGCACUCAUGGGAAUGUGUCAGUGAACUGGAUCUUGACACGAAAUAACAGCGAUCCCUCACCGGUGACUGAUGAUAUCAGACCAAGUUCCGGAGUGCUUCAUUUUGCACAAGGGCAGAUGUUGGCCUCCAUUCCUCUUACUGUUGUUAGUGAUGAUAUACCUGAAGAGGCAGAAGCUUAUUUGCUGCAGAUUCUGCCACAUACAAUACAGGGAGGUGCAGAAGUGAGCGAGCCUGCAGAGCUUUUGUUUUACAUUCAGGAUAAUGAUGAUGUUUAUGGCCUCAUAACAUUUUUUUCACUGGAAAACCAGAAGAUUGAAAGCAGCCCAGGUGAACGAUAUUUAUCCUUGAGUUUUACAAGAUUAGGAGGAACUAAAGGAGAUGUGAAGAUGUUUUAUUCUGCACUUUAUAUUCCUGCUGGAGCUCUGGACCCGCUGAGAGCAAAAGAUGGCAUCUUAAACACAUCCGGGAAAAAUAGCCUCAUUUUUCCAGAACAGAAAACCCAAGUCACUACAAAAUUACCAAUAAGAAAUGAUGCAUUUCUUCAAAAUGGGGCCCAUUUCUUAGUAAAGUUGGAAAGCCUGGAGUUGGUGAACAUAAUUCCCCCAAUCCCACCUAUAAGUCCUAGAUUUGGAAAAAUCCAAAAUAUUUCUUUAAUGGUCACUCCGGACAUUGCAAAUGGAGAAAUUGGCUUUCUUAGCAAUCUUCCGAUCAUUUUGCAUGAACCAGAAGAUUCUGACAUUGAUAUGGUAUACAUUCCAUUGCAUCGGGAUGGAACUGAUGGUCAGGCUACUGUCUAUUGGAGUUUGAAGGCCUCUGGCUUUAAUUCAAAAGCGGUGACCCUUGAUGAUAUAGGCCCCUUUAAUGGUUCUGUUGUGUUCUUAUCUGGACAAAGUGACACAACCAUCAACAUUACUGUCAAAGCUGAUGAUAUACCGGAAAUGAAUGAGACAGUAACACUUUCGCUGGACAGGGUCAGUGUGGAAAAUCAAGUACUAAAAUCUGGAUAUACUAGUCGUGACCUAAUUAUCGUGGAAAAUGAUGAUCCUGGGGGAAUUUUUGAAUUUUCUCCUGCUUCCAAAGGACCAUAUGUUAUAAAAGAAGGAGAUUCCGUAGAACUCCACAUCAUCCGAUCCAGGGGAGCCCUGGUUAAGCAGUUUCUACAUUACCGGGUAGAACCAAGAGAUAGCAAUGAAUUCUAUGGAAACACCGGGGUUCUAGAAUUUAAACCUGGGGAAAGGGAAAUCGUGAUAACCUUGUUGUCAAGAUUGGAUGGGGUACCAGAGUUGGAUGAACACUAUUGUGUGGUCCUUAGCAGCCAUGGUGAACGAGAAAGCAAGUUGGGAACUGCUACAGUUGUAAACAUAACAAUUCUGAAAAAUGAUGAUCCUCAUGGAAUUAUAGAAUUUGUUUCUGAUGAUAUUAUUAUUAUGAUAAAUGAAAGUAAAGGAGAUGACACCUAUAGUGGUAAUUUAUUCUUUUAUAUUCUAUUACUGUUUACUGAAGAGCAAAGUAAUAAUUUUUUAGUUUAUUCUUUAAUUCCAGAAGAAAUGGAAGAAUUUACCAUUAUUUUACUUAAUGCCACUGGAGGAGCUAAAAUAGGAAAUAAAACUACUGCAACUCUGAGGAUUACAGGAAAUGAUGACCCCAUUUACUUUGCAGUGCCUCGUGUAGUAAGGGUUCAGGAGGGUGAGAUCGCUAGCUUCACAGUUCUCAGAAACGGAUCUGUUGAUGUUGCCUGUGCUGUCCUGUACGCCACCAUGGACGGGACUGCUACGGCCCAAGAAGGAGACUUCGUUCCUGUUGAAAAGGGAGAAAUGCUUGUUUUUGCAGUUGGAAGUAGAGAGAAGAACAUAUCCAUAUUUGUUAAUGAAGAUGAUAUCCCAGAAACAGACGAGGUUUUUUAUAUAAUCCUCUUUAAUUCAACAGGUGACACUGUAGUAUAUCAACAUGGAACAGCUACAGUGAUAAUUGAAGCUAAUGAUGAUCCAAAUGGUAUUUUUUCUUUGGAGCCCAUAGACAAAGCAGUACAAGAAGGAGAAACUAAUGCAUUUUGGAUUUUGAGGCACCGAGGACCUUUUGGCAAUGUUUCUGUGGCUUGGCAACUGUUUCAGAACGACUCUGCUUUGUAUCCUGGACAAGAGUUCUAUGAAACUUCAGGGAUGGUUAACUUUAUGGAUGGAGAAAAAGCCAAACCAAUAAUUCUCCAUGCUUUUCCAGAUAAAAUUCCUGAAUUCAAUGAAUUUUAUAUUCUAAGGCUUAUAAACAUUUCAGGGGGCUCUCCAGGCCCUGGAGGACAACUAGCAGAAGUCAACCUCCAGGUGACAGUAAUGAUUCCAUUUAAUGAUGACCCUUUUGGGGUUUUUAUAUUGGAUCCAGAGUGUUUAGAGCGAGAAGUGGCAGAAGAUGUGCUCUCGGAAGAUGAUAUGUCUUAUAUUACCAACUUUACAGUUUGGAGGCAACAGGGUGUCUUUGGUGAUGUACGAGUAGGCUGGGAAAUAGUGUCCGGGGAGUUCCCUGCAGGUUUGCCUUCAAUGGUAGAUUUCUUGAUGGUUGGAAUUUUCCCCAGCUCUGUGCAACGACACCCGCACAUGCGACGUCACCAUAGUGGAACAGAUGCUCUGUACUUCAGUGGACAGGAUGGUGCCUUUGGAACUGUUAAUCCAAAAUACUAUCCUUCCAAGAACAACUCAGUCGCCACCUUUACAUUUUCAGCAUGGCUGAUGCCCGAUGCCAAUACGAAUGGAUUUGUUAUAGCAAAGGAUGAUGGUAAUGGUAGCCUCUACUAUGGGGUUAAAAUUCAAACAAAUGAAUCGUAUAUGACUCUUUCCCUUCAUUACAAAACAUUGGGUUCCAAUGCUACAUACAUUGCCAAGACUACAUUCAUGAAAUAUUUAGAAGAAAAUGUUUGGCUCCAUCUUCUAAUUAUCCUGGAUGAUGGUAUAAUUGAAUUCUACCUUGAUGGCAAUACAAUGCCCAGAGGAAUCAAGAGUCUGAAAGGAGAAGCCAUUACUGAUGGUCCUGGAAUUCUGAGAAUUGGUGCAGGAAUGAAUGGCAGCGAGAGAUUUACAGGACUCAUGCAGGAUGUGAGAUCUUAUGAGCGGAAGCUGACUCCAGAAGAGAUUUAUGAACUUCAUGCCAUGCCAGCAAAGAGUGAUUUACACCCGGUUUCUGGAUAUUUGGAGUUCCGACAGGGAGAAACAAACAAGUCAUUUAUUAUAUCUGCAAGAGAUGACAAUGAAGAGGAAGGAGAAGAAUUAUUCAUCCUUAAGCUAGUCUCUGCAUUUGGAGAAGCUCGCAUUUCUGAAGAAAAUACUACAGCAAGGUUAAUAAUACAGAAGAGUGAUAAUGCCAAUGGUUUAUUUGGCUUCACAGGAGCUUGUAUACCAGAGAUCGCAGAGGAAGGAUCUACCAUUUCAUGUGUGGUAGAGCGAACCAGAGGAGCGCUGGAUUAUGUGCAUGUUUUUUACACCAUCUCACAGAUAGAAUCUGAUGGCAUUAAUUACCUUGUUGAUGAUUUUGCUAAUGCCAGUGGAACUAUCACAUUCCUCCCUUGGCAAAGAUCAGAGGUCCUCAACAUAUAUGUUCUUGAUGAUGAUAUUCCUGAGCUUAAUGAGUAUUUCCGUGUGACACUGGUUUCUGCAAUCCCUGGAGAUGGAAAGUUAGGUUCAACUCCCUCCAGUGGUGCAAGCAUAGAUCCUGAAAAGGAAACGACAGAUAUCACCAUUAAAGCUAGUGAUCAUCCAUAUGGCUUGCUGCAGUUCUCCUCAGGGCUACCUCCCCAAGCUGAAGAUUUAAUGAUCCUGCCAGCAAGCAGUGUUCCCCGGGUCACCGUGCAGGAGGAGGAUGGAGAAGUUAGGUUAUUGGUGGUCCGAGCACAAGGACUCCUGGGGACGGUUGCGGUGGAAUUUAGAACCAUUUCACUGACAGCGUUCAGUCCUGAGGACUAUCAGAGUGUUGCUGGCAGCUUAGAGUUUCAACCAGGAGAAAGAUAUAAAUACAUUUCUGUUAACAUCACUGAUAAUUCUAUCCCUGAAUUAGAAAAGACUUUUAAAGUUGAGUUGUUCAACUCGGAGGGAGGAGUCCCUGAACUCUUUAGGGUUGAAGGCAGUGGUAGUGGUGAUGGGGACAUGGAAUUCUUCCUUCCAACUUUUCAUAAGCAUGCUAGUCUAGGAGUGGCUUCCCAAAUUCUAGUGACAAUUGCAGCCUCGGAUCAUGCUCAUGGUGUGUUUGAAUUUAGUCCUGAGUCUCUCUUUGUCAGUGGAACAGAACCAGGAGAUGGAUACAACUCUGUUACAUUAAAUAUUAUGAGAAGUCAUGGGACACUCUCUCCAGUGACUUUGCUUUGGAGCAUAGACUCUGAUCCUGAUGGAGACCUUGCCUUUACCUCUGGCAAUGUCACAUUUGAGACUGGGCAGAAGAGUGCCAACAUCACAGUGAAAAUAUUGCCUGACGAAGAUCCCGAACUUGAUAAAUUGUUCUCUGUGUCCCUCAUUAACGUCUCCAGUGGUUCUUUAGGAGUUCAUACUAAUGCCACAUUAAUUGUUUUGGCUAAUGAUGAUCCUUAUGGAGUCUUCAUCUUUUCCGAGAAAAAUAGACCGAUUCAAGUCGAGGAAGCGACCCAGAACAUCACGUUGUCAAUUAUAAGGUUAAAAGGCCUCAUGGGAAAAGUCAUCGUCAUGUACAGAACACUGGAUGAUACGGAAAAACUGCCUUAUUUCCCACCUAAUUUAGCCAGAGCAACUCAAGGACGAGACUAUAUACCAGCUUCUGGAUUUGUUCUUUUCAGUGGUAAUCAGAGUGAGGCAACAAUAACUAUUUCAAUUUUGGAUGAUGAUGAACCAGAAAAGUCAGAGUCUGUUUUUAUCGAACUACUGAACUCUACAUUAGUAGAAAAAGUGCAGAAUCGUCCAAUUCCAAAUUCUCCACGCCUUGGGCCUAUGGUAGAAACCAUUGCUCAUCUAAUUAUUGUUGCCAAUGAUGACGCAUUUGGGACUCUUCAACUCUCGGCUCCAGUUGUUCGAGUGGCAGAAAAUCAUGUUGGGCCCAUUAUCAAUGUGACAAGAACAGGAGGAACAUUUGCAGAUGUCUCUGUGAAGUUUAAGGCUGUACCUGUAACUGCAAUAGCUGGUGAAGAUUAUAGUAUAGCUUCAUCGGAUGUGGUCUUGCUAGAAGGGGAAACCAGUAAGGCUGUGCCAAUAUAUAUCAUUAAUGACAUCUACCCUGAGCUGGAAGAAACUUUUCUUGUGCAACUACUGAAUGAAACAACAGGAGGCGCCAAACUAGGGGUGUUAACAGAGGCAGUCAUUAUUAUUGAAGCCUCUGAUGACCCCUAUGGAUUAUUUGGUUUUCAGAUUACUAAACUUAUUGUAGAGGAACCUGAGUUUAACUCAGUGAAGGUAAACCUGCCAAUAAUUCGAAAUUCUGGGACACUCGGCACUGUUACUGUUCAGUGGGUUGCCACCAUUAAUGGACAGCUUGCUACUGGCGACCUGCGAGUUGUCUCAGGUAAUGUGACCUUUGCCCCUGGGGAAACCAUUCAAACCUUGUUGUUAGAGAUCCUGGCUGACGACGUUCCGGAGAUUGAAGAGGUUAUCGAAGUACAACUAACUGAUGCCUCUGGUGGAGGUACUAUUGGGUUAGAUCAAGUGGCAAAUGUUAUUAUUCCUGCCAAUGAUAAUCCCUAUGGUACAGUAGCCUUUGUUCAUUCGGUUUAUCGUGUUCAAGAGCCUCUGGAGAGAAGUUCCUGUGCUAACAUAACUGUCAGGCGAAGCGGAGGGCAUUUUGGUCGACUGUUGCUGUUCUACAGCACUUCUGAUGUUGAUGUAGUGACUCUUGCAGUUGAGGAAGGUCAAGAUUUACUGUCUUACUAUGAGCCUCCAACUCAAGGAGCACCUGACCUGCUGUGGAGAACUUGGGUGAAUGUCUCUGAAGUAAAGGAACCCCAGUAUACCUGUGCCUCUUUGUGCCUCAGAGAACAUGCAUGUUCAUCAUUCUCAUUUCUAAAUGCUUCUGAGGGUCCUCAAUGCUUUUGGAUGACAUCAUGGAUCAGCCCAACUCUUAACAACUCAGACUUCUGGACCUACAGGAAAAACACGACCAGGGUAGCAUCUCUUUUCAGCAGUCAGGCUGUGGCUGGCAGUGACUAUGAGCCUGUGGCGAGACAGUGGGCAAUAAUGCUGGAAGGUGAUGAGUUUGCAAAUCUCACAGUCUCUAUUCUUCCUGACGAUGUCCCAGAGAUGGAUGAGAGUUUCCUAAUUUCUCUUGUUGAGGUUCACCUUAUGAACAUCACAGCCAGUUUUAAUAACCAGCCAACUAUAGGCGAGCCAAAUACUUCAACAGUUGUCAUAGCAUUAAAUGGUGAUGCCUUUGGUGUGUUUGUGAUCUACAGUAUCAGUCCCAAUUCCUCAGAAGAUGGCUUAUAUGUUGAAGUUCAGGAGUAUCCCCAAACCACAGUGGAGCUGAUGAUCCAUAGGACAGGGGGAAGCCUAGGUCAAGUGACAGUUGAAUGGCGUGUCGUUGGUGGAACAGCUACUGAAGGUUUAGAUUUUAUAGGUGCUGGAGACAUUCUCACUUUUGCUGAAGGUGAAACCAAGAAGAUAGCCAUCCUAACCAUUUUGGAUGAUUCUGAUCCAGAGGAUGAUGAAAGUAUCAUAGUUAGCUUGGUGUACACUGAAGGUGGAAGUAGAAUUUUGCCCAGUUCCGACACUGUUAAAGUAAACAUAUUGGCCAAUGACAAUGUGGCAGGAAUUGUUAGCUUUCAGACAUCUUCCAGAUCUGUUAUAGGUCAUGAAGGGGAACUUUUGCGGUUCCAUGUGAUAAGAACACCCCCUGGUCGAGGGAAUAUUACUGUUAAUUGGAAAAUUAUUGGGCAAAAUCUCAAACACAAUUUUGAUAAUCUCACUGGACAACUCUUUUUUCCUGAGGGGUCGUUGAAUCAAACCAUAUUGGUGCAUUUGUUGGAUGACAACAUUCCUGAAGAGAAAGAAGUAUACCAAGUCAUUCUGUAUGAUAUCAGAACACAAGGAAUUCCAUCAGCAGGACAAGCUCUGCUUGAUGCCCAAGGAUAUGCAGCUGUCCUGACAGUAGAAGCCAGUGAUGAACCACAUGGAGUUUUAAAUUUUGCCCUUUCAUCAAGAUUUGUUUUACUCCAGGAGGCUAACAUAACAUUCCAGCUUUUUAUCAACAGAGAAUUUGGAUCUCUAGGAGCUAUCAAUGUCACAUAUACCACAGUUCCUGGAAUGUUGAGUUUAAAGAACCAAACAGAAGGAAACUUAGCUGAGCCAGGUGUUGACUUUGUCUCGGUAGUUGGCUCUCUGAUUUUGGAAGAAGGGGAAACAGCAGCACCCAUCAAUAUUACGAUACUGGAGGAUGAUAUACCAGAACUAGAAGAAUAUUUCUUUGUGAAUUUAACUUACGUUGAACUUAUCAUGGCUCCUCUAACUUCAUUUCCUCCUAGACUAGAUUCCGAGGGCUUGGCUGCACAAAUUGUCAUUGAUGCCAACGAUGGUGCAAGGGGCAUAAUUGAAUGGCAGGACAGCAGGUCCGAAGUAAAUGAAACCCAAGGAACCCUGACAUUGGUAGCCCACAGGGGCAAAGGGGCUCUUGGCCAUGUAUCCUUGUUUGUCUAUGCCCAGAAUUUGGAAGCUCAACUGGGGCUGGAUUACAUCUUCACCCCGAUGAUUCUUCAUUUUGCUGAUGGAGAAAGGCACAAAAAUGUUGACAUCAUGAUUCUUGAUGAUGAUAUUCCAGAGGGAGAUGAAAAAUUUCAACUGAUUUUAACAAAUCCUUCUCCAGGACUCGAGCUGGGCAAAAGUACACUAGCUUUGAUUACCAUCCUUGCUAAUGAUGAUGGCCCUGGAGUACUGUCAUUUAACAACAGUGAACACUUUUUCCUAAGAGAACCAACAGCUGUCCACAUGCAGGAGAGUGUAGCGGUGCUGUAUAUUGUUCGGGAACCUGCACAAGGACUGUUUGGAACUGUGACAGUUCAGUUCAUUGUGACAGAAGUAAAUUCUUCGAUGGAGUCAAAGGAUCUGACUCCUUCCAAAGGCUAUAUUGUUUUAGAAGAAGGUGUUCGAUUUAAGGCCUUGCACAUAUCUGCCAUAUUGGACACAGAACCAGAGAUGGAUGAGCUUUUUGUUUGUUCCUUGUUUAAUCCAACUGGGGGUGCUAGACUGGGGAUACAUGUCCAGACUCUGAUAACCAUUUUGCAAAACCAGGCCCCUCGGGGGCUAUUCAGUAUCUCUGCAGUUGCAAACAGAGCCACCUCUAUACACAUCGAAGAAGCCAACAGAACUGUAUAUUUAAACGUGUCUCGUAUUAAUGGCAUUGAUUUAGCUGUGAGUGUGGAGUGGGAGACAAUAUCGGAAACAGCCUUUGGCAUGAAGGGAAUAGAUGUUGUAUUUUCCAUAUUUCAAAGUUUUAUGGAUACAUCAGCUUCUGGUUGGUGUUUCUUUACUUUGGAAGAUUCAACAUAUGGUGUUAUGUUACGAAAAGUAUCUUCUACUAUUUACCGAUGGCAAGGAAUUUUUGUUCCACUUGAGGAUUUAAAUAUAAAAAAUCCUAAAACUUGUGAGGCCUUUAAUAUUGGUCCUUCUCCCUAUCUUGUGAUCACUCAUGAAGAAAGAAAUAAACAAAAAUCUUCUGUUAACAGUGUAUAUACAUUCACCUCUGGACUCAAAUUAUUACUGGUACAAACGAUCAUUAUUUCAGAAAGUUCGCAAGUAAAAUAUUUUACUUCAGAUGGUCAAUGUUACUUAAUUGUUGCCAGUCAAAGAGAUGAUUCUGAAUUAACUCAGGUCUUCAGAUGGAAUGGAGGCAGCUUUGUGCUGCAUCAGACGCUCCCUGUGCGAGGCGUGCUGAGCAUGGCCUUGUUCAGCAGAGCAGGGGCUGUGUUCCUCGCCAUUUCCCAGGCGGAUGCUGGGCCCAACUCGCUGUUACUCAGAUGGUCUGGCAGUGAGUUUAUCAGUUUUCAACAAGUGCCAACCAGUGGGACAACCCAAGUCGAGGCCUUUACUUCAGGAGAUGAUAUUUACUUAAUUUUUGCCAGAGCUAUCUUUCUAGGAGAUCAAAAUUCAACUGAUAUUUUCAUCUGGGAGAGAGGACAGUCUUCUUUCAGAUAUUUUCAAUCCUUGGGCUAUACUGCUGUUAACAGGAUUCGUUCCUUCACCCCAGCCUCAGGAAUAGUCCACAUGCUUCUUACUGGCCAACAUGUUUCUGCUCUUUACUGCUGGAAUGCAAAGUUGAAUCAAUUCUCUUUUAUUCUGGAAGCACCUUCUGCUCACGAUGCAGUUGUUGUUGCCGUUAAAUCCCGUAAUUCAAGCAAGAAUUUAAUUGCUCUAGUGGGAGACGCCCAUUCACACCUGUAUGAGCUGAGCUACAUCUCAAGCCAGUCCGACUUCAUUCCUAGUUCAGGUGAACUGAUAUUUGAACCUGGUGACACAGAAGCUGUAAUAGCAAUAAAUAUCCUUGAUGAUACAGUUCCAGAAGAGGAAGAAUCUUUCAGAGUUCAGCUGAAAAAUCCCAGGGGAGGAGCAGAGAUUGGUGUGAACGGCUAUGUAAAUAUAACUAUUCUGUCUAAUGAUGAUGCAUAUGGAGUUGUUGGAUUUGCUCAGAAUUCACUAUAUAAGCAAGUGGAAGAAAUGGAACAAGACAGCCUCGUAACCUUGAAUGUUGAACGCUUGAAAGGAACAUAUGGUCGUUUAACUGUAGCAUGGGAAGCUGAUGGAAGUGUUAGUGAUAUAUUUCCUACCUCAGGAGUGAUUUCCUUUUCUGAAGGCCAGGCACUGUCCACAAUCACUCUGACGGUCCUUGCUGAUGAUUCACCAGAGUUAUCAGAGAUGGUAAUCGUGACACUCAACCACAUCACCACAGAAGGGGUCGUGGACCCAUCAAAAGGCGCUACCAUUGAUCAGGAGAGAAACAAGUCUGUGAUAACCACUCUGCCCAAUGACUCGCCCUAUGGCUUGGUGGGCUGGCAUGCUGAGUCUCUCUUCAUUAGUGUAGCCGAGCCUGAAGAGAACAUCACCAUCCUGCAGUUGCAAAUUGUUCGAGACAAAGGAUUAACUGGAGACAUUGCUGUUCACGUGUUAGCUAAACCCAACCCCUUAUUGCACGUCAAUAACCGAGCAACUGAGAAUGAAGAUUAUGUGCUGCAAGAAACAGUAAUAGUAAUGAAAGAAAACAUAAAAGAAAUGUAUGCCAAAGUUGCCAUUUUGCCGGAUAAUGCACCUGAGUUGGAUGAAGGAUUUAUUGUCAACAUCACUGAGGUUUACCUGGUGAACUCUGACUUCUCUGCAGGACAACCGGGAGUGCGGAGGCCUAGAAAGGAAGUAGUGGAAAUAACAAUUGAAGAAAAUGAUGAUCCUCGAGGAAUUUUUAAGUUUCAUGUUACUAGAGAUUCUGGUGGUGUUGUUACUGCAUAUGAGGUGCCUCCACCCUUGACUGUAGUCCAGAUUCCCGUUGUCCGACUGGCUGGAAGCUUUGGGGCAGUAAAGGUUUAUUGGAAAACAGCACUGGACAGUGCUGGCCUCGAAGACUUCAGGCCAUCCCAUGGAGUUCUUGAAUUUGCAGAGAGACAGGUUACUGCAGAAAUAGAAAUCAUCAUAAUUGAUGAUGCUGAAUUUGAACUCGUGGAAACAUUCAAUAUUUCUUUGGACAAGGUGGUUGGAGGUGGCAGACUUGGCGAUGACGUUGUUGUAACUGUUGUGAUUCCACAAAAUGAUUCUCCAUUUGGAGUAUUUGGAUUUGAAGAAAAGACUGUAUUGGUCAAAGAAUCCCUUUUGUCAGAUGAUCCUGAUUCAUAUGUGACAUUGACAGUUGUGCGUUCCCCUGGAGGAAAAGGAGCUGUCCGACUUCAGUGGACUGUGGAUGAGAUGGCUAAAGAUGAUCUCAGGCCUUUGAAUGGAACAAUUCAUUUUGAUGAGACAGAGUCCCAGAAAACUAUUGUAUUGCAUACACUUCAGGACACCAUGUUGGAGGAGGAUAGGCAUUUCACCAUUCAGCUAAUAUCAGUUGAUGAAGUAGAAAUCUCUCCAGUAAAGGGCAGUGCAUCAAUAAUCAUCCGGGGAGGUAAGGGAGCCCCAGGAGAAGUUGGGAUAGCACCCUCAUCAAGGCAUGUCCUCAUUGGGGAACCCUCAGCAAAACACAAUGGGACUGCUGUCAUCAGUCUUGUUCGUGGCCCAGCGAUCUGGGGGGAGAUCACUGUGUACUGGAGGAUAAUUCCACCCUCCGUCGGGAAAUUUGUGGAAACAAUGGGAAAAAUAAUGAUGCGAGAUGGACAGUCUGCUGCGAUUGUGGUGAUACAGACCUUGAAUGAUGACAUUCCUGAGGAAAAGAGUCUCUAUGAGUUUCAGCUCACUGGAAUCAGUGAGGGCGGAAUCCUGAGUGAAUCCAGCAGCACUGCGAACAUCACUGUGGUGGCCAGCGACUUUCCCUAUGGGUGCUUUGCCUUUUCCCAAGAGCAGCUUCAAGUAGCAGAGAAAGCACAAAAGGUGAGCAUCCCAGUCUUCCGUUCAGGAGGCUCUUGGGGCUCCGUGAGGCUGUAUUAUGAGACCGUGAGUGGCACAGCGGAGGCUGGCUUGGAUUUUAGCCCUGCAUCUGGCAAGCUCCUCUUUGAAGCAAGGCAGACGAUGAAAAGCCUGUAUGUGGAAAUACUUGAUGAUGACCUUCCUGAAGGCCCUGAGGAAUUUUCCCUGAUGAUUACAAAGGUGGAACUGCUGGGAAGAGGGUAUGAUUUUACUAUCCAAGAAAAUGGACUGCAGAUGGAUCAACCUCCCGAAAUAGGAAAUAUCUCCAUUGUCAGAAUCAUAAUAAUGAAAAAUGAUAAUGCAGAGGGCAUUAUUGAAUUUGACCCAAGGUAUACUGCAUUUGAAGUGGAGGAAGAUGUUGGGGUGAUAAUGAUUCCAGUGGUUAGGCUGCGUGGAACUUACGGCCAUGUGACAGCUGAUUUUACUUCUCAGAGUUCCUCUGCAGCUCCUGGUGGUGUUAAUUACAUCCUGCAUGGUAGUGAAGUCACCUUUCAGCAUGGGCAGAACUUAAGUUUUAUAAAUCUCUCCAUCAUUAAUGACUAUGAAAGUGAAUUUGCAGAGCCCAUUGAAAUUCUGCUGGUAGGAGCUACCGGUGGAGCGGUCCUUGGGCGCCACCUAGUGAGCAGAAUCACAAUUACCAAGAAUGACUCUCCUUUUGGCGUCGUGAGAUUUCUCAAUCAGAGCAAAAUUUCUCUUGCUAAUCCCAACUCCACAAUGAGUUUAUUCUUGGUGCUGGAGCGGACUGGAGAACUCCUGGGAGAGGUUCAGGUGAACUGGGUGAUAGCAGGACCCAAUUCUCAGGAGGACUUACCUGCCCAGAACAGAGACAUUGCAGAGCCUGUGAGCGGGUCCUUCUAUUUCGGAGAUGGAGAAGGUGGAUUGAGAACCAUAAUUCUGACCAUAUAUCCUCAUGAAGAAAAUGAAAUUGAAGAGAUUUUCAUUAUUAAACUUAAACUUGUGAAAGGAGAAGCUAAAUUAGACUCUAGAGCUAAAGAUGUUACAUUAACCAUAGAAAAGUUUGGCGAUCCAAAUGGAGUGAUUCAGUUUGCUGCUGAGUCUUUAUCUUGGAAGACCUAUUCCGAGCCAUCGUUGCUAGAAGGGGCCCUGGUCAUUCCUUUCUUUGUCAAGAGAGUUGGGGGCAUUUUUGGAGAAAUUAGGGUUUACUGGGAAUUAACAAGUGAGUUUGAUAUUACUGGAGAUUUUCUUUCUACAAAAGGAUUUUUCACCAUUGCUGAUGGAGAGAGUGAGGCAAGCUUUGAUGUUCACUUGCUACCAGAUGAUGUCCCUGAGAUAGAGGAAGAAUAUGUACUCCAGCUUGUUUCUGUAGAGGGAGGGGCAGAACUGGAUCCAGAAAAAUGCAUCAUUCGAUUCUCUGUUUUUGCGAAUGAUGACCCACAUGGAGUGUUUGCUCUGUAUUCAGAUCACCAAUCAAUACUCAUUGGGCAGAACCUUAGUAGAUCCAUCCAGAUUAAUGUAACCCGCCUUGCUGGAACAUUUGGAGAUGUAGCUGUUGGAUUUCGAAUAUCUUCUGAUCAAGAAAAGCAGCCAGUUGUUACUGAAAGUACAGAGGGACAGCUGGUGGUCAAAGAUGGUACCAGAUAUAAAGUGGACAUUGUGUCCAUCAAAAGUCAGGUCUUCCUGUCACUGGGCUCUAAUUUCACCUUGCAACUGGUGACUGUGAUGCUUGUUGGUGGACAUUUCUAUGGCAUGCCAAGUAUUCUCCAGGGUGCAAAAUCUGCUCUCUUGCCUGUCCCAGAGAAAGCUGCCAAUUCUCAGGUUGGAUUUGUGUCUACUGCUUUCCCACUCACGAACAUCACUGCUGGAACAAGCCGAGUCGUGGUUUCCAGGAGAGGCACCUACGGUCCCCUCACGAUUGCCUGGGCCGCUGGAUACACCCCUGGGUUAGAAAUCCCUGAAUUCAUUGUCGUUGGCAACAUGACCCCCAAACUGGGGAGCCUUUCUUUUUCCCACGGAGAACAAAGUAAAGGAGUUUGGUUGUGGACACUGCCCUUCCCCGGCCGACCUGAGGCCUUCCCUGUCCAUCUCUCUCAGGUGCAGAGCAGCACCCCCGGCGGGGCUCAGCUGAGAUCAGGUUUCACUGCUGCAGAAAUUGAACCAAUGGGAAUCUUUGAAUUUUCCCCUAGUUCAAGAAAUAUCAUAGUAUCAGAGAAUGCACAGGUGAUCAGAUUACAUGUGCAAAGACUGUUUGGAUUUCACGGUGAUCUCAUUCAAGUUUCCUAUCAGACAACUGCAGGAAGUGCAAAGCCACAGGAAGACUUUCAGACUGUUCAGAAUAAGGAACUGCUUUUUCAAAAAUUACAAGCUGAGGCUGAUUUUGAAAUAGUCAUUAUUGAUGAUGAACUUCCUGAGAUGGAAGAAACUUUUUACAUCAAUCUAACUUCUGUAGAAAUGAAAGGAGUGCAACACUUUGAUGCUGACUGGAGGCCACGCCUGAAUCUAGAUUUCAGUGUAGCAGUGAUCACAAUACUGGAUGAUGAUGACCUGGUGGGAUUGGAUGUUUCUUCCCCCCAGACAACUGUGGCUAUAGCAGAUGACACAACUCUCACGCCUCUGGAAACCGGCCCGUCCUCCACACAGUCUGGCACAACCAGUUUAGCUAUCACUCUACUGUCAACAGAAAUGGUUACCGUUGUUACCGAUGCAAGUGGUAUAACUGCUGUCCCUAUGGAACUCGGCACUCUUCCUAGUGCACCUUCUGUGUCUGAGAAGCCUGAUGUGGCCACUGUCACUGCCAACGUUUCCAUUUAUGGGAUGUUUAGUCUUUGGCCAUCCGUUGUUUACACUGAAGAGGAGAUAAAGAAUGGCACGCUGAAUACUGCAGAAGUUUUUGUUCGAAGAACUGGAAGUUGUACUGGCAACAUCAGUGUAUCAGUUAAGACUUUUGGUGGAAGAUCUGCUCAGAGGGAGCCAAAUGUGUUCCCCUCUCCGAGUAGCUAUGGAAUUGCCAAUCUAACGUGGGCACUUGAGGAAGAAGACUUUGAAGAACAAACUUUCAUCCUUCCAUUUGUAGAUGGAGACAGAGAACAUAAAGUAUUGGUUCGAAUUUUAGAUGACGAUGAACCUGAGGGCCAGGAGUUCUUCUACGUGUUUCUCACAGAACUUCAAGAGGGAGCAUAUACUGUGAAGGGGAGAGAUGAUGGUGGACUUUCAGCUUUUACCAUGAUUAUUAUUCAAGGGAGUGACCUUCAUAAUGGCAUUAUAGGAUUCAGUGAGGAUUCCCAGAGUGGACUAAGACUGGGUGAAGGAGCUGGUGUGAGCAGAUUGCAUCUUGCUGUCACAAGGCAGUCAAACAGGGCCUUUGAAGAUGUCAUAGUCUCUUGGCGUGUCUCAUUUAACAAAACAGCCACUGUGCUCCAGAAAGAGGGUGUGAACCUGAUGGAUGAGCUCCUCUCUGUAUCUGGCAACACAACCUGUACAGCAGGUCAUAUAAAAUGUUUAAUUCCCAUUGAGAUCAAACCAGGGAAGAUACUUCAAAUUGAAACAUAUUUUUUUGUGGAACUGUAUGAAGUAACUGCUGGAGCAGCAAUAAAUAAUAGUGCCCGGUUUGCACAGAUUAAAUUCUUACGGAGUGAUGAACCUCAAAGCCUGAUGUACUUUUCAGUGGGUUCUCGGCUGCCAGUGACUCACAAGAAGGCUACUUUAAUCAGUUUGCAGGUAGCCAGGGAUUCUGGGACAGGACUAAUGAUAUCUGUUAACUUCAGUACCCAGGAGUUGAGGAGUGCUGAGACAAUUGGUCGUACUCUCAUAUCUCCAGCAAUUUCUGGAAAGGAUUUUGUGAGAACUGAAGGAACAUUGGUCUUUGAGCCUGGUCAGAGAAAUACCAUGUUGGAUAUCAUCCUAACGCCAGAAAAGGGGUCUUUGAAUCCAUUUCCGAAACGCUUCCAGAUUGUGCUUUUUGACCCGAGAGGUGGUGCCAAAAUUGACAAAAUGUAUGGGACUGCUAAUGUCACGCUAGUCUCUGAUGUGGAUUCGCAGGCCAUUUGGGGGCUCGCAGAUCAGCUGCAACAGCCCCUGAUUGGUGAUGUUCUCAGCAGAGUGCUCCACAGCAUCAGCGUGAAAGUGGCAACGGAAAACACAGAUGAACAGCUCAGUGUCGUGAUGCAUUUAAUAGACCAGAUAACUGUUGAAGGAAAAAAUCAAGCACUCAGCAUUGAAAACCGAAAUCUUCUUUAUGAGAUUCUUUGUGCUCUUAUCAACCCAAAGCGCAAGGACACUAGAGGAUUCACUCAGUUUACUGAAGUGACAGAGAAUUUUGCUUUUGCUCUACUGACUGAUGUUACUUGUGGCACUUCUGGUGAAAAAAGCAAAACCAUCCUUGACACGUGUCCAUAUUUGUCCAUCCUGGCUCUUCACUGGUAUCCUCAGCAAAUCAAUGGACACACGUUUGAAGGAAAAGAAGGUGAUUAUAUUAGAAUUCCUGAGAAGCUAUUGGAUGUUCCAGAGGCAGAAGUAAUGGCUGAGAAAAGUACAUGUAAAUUAGUCCAGUUUACGGAGUAUAGUAGUCAGCAGUGGUUUGUAACUGGAAACAAUCUUCUGGCUCUGAAAAAUAAGGUGUUAUCGCUGAGUGUGAAAGGUCAGAGUUCACAACCCCUAAUGGACAACAAUGAGGUUAUUUAUAGGAUUUAUGCUGCUGAGCCUAGAAUUGUUCCCCAAACAUCUCUGUGUCUCCUUUGGAAUCAAGCUGGUGCAAGCUGGUUACCUGACAGUCCAUUUUGCAAAGUGGUUGAGGACACUUCAAACUACGUGGAAUGUGCCUGUUCAUACAUGUCUGUGUAUGCUGUCUACGCCCAGACUGAUACGUUGUCAUCAUACAAUGAAGCCUUUUUCUCUUCUGGAUUUAUAUGUAUCUCAGGUCUUUGCCUGGCUGUUCUCUCCCAUAUCUUCUGUGCCAAGUAUUCCAUGUUCGCAGCUAAGCUUCUGACUCACAUGAUGGCAGCCAGCUUAGGUACACAGAUUGUUUUUCUGGCAUCUGCCUAUGCAAGUCCUCAACUUACAGAUGAGAGCUGUUCAGCCAUGGCUGCUGUUACACAUUACCUGUAUCUUUGCCAGUUUAGCUGGAUGCUCAUUCAGUCUGUGAAUUUCUGGUAUGUUCUGGUGAUGAACGAUGAACACACAGAAAGAAGAUACCUGCUGUUUUUCCUCCUGAGUUGGGGUCUUCCAGCCUUUGUGGUGAUUCUCCUCAUAGUUAUUUUGCGAGGAAUCUAUCAUAUGAGCAUGCCACAGAUCUAUGGACUCAUCCACAAUGACCUGUGUUUCAUUCCAAACAUCUACGCAGCUCUGUUCACAGCAGCCCUUGCUCCUUUAAUGUGCUUGGUGGUGGUGUUUGUGGUGUUCAUCCACGCCUACCAGAUGAAGCCCCAGUGGAAAGCGUAUGAUGAUGUCUUCAGAGGAAGAACAAAUGCUGCAGAAGUCCCACUGGUUUUAUAUCUCUUUGCCCUGAUUUCUUUGACAUGGCUAUGGGGAGGCCUGCAUAUGGCUUACAGACACUUCUGGAUGUUGAUCCUCUUUGUCAUUUUCAACAGCCUGCAGGGACUUUACGUUUUUGUGGUUUAUUUCAUUCUCCACAACCAGACCUGUUGCCCCAUGAAGGCCAGCUACACAGUGGAAAUGAAUGGGCACCCAGGACCCAGCACAGCGUUCUUCACACCGGGGAGUGGCAUGCCGCCUGCUGGAGAGGAGAUCAGCAAGUCCACCCAGAAUCUCAUUGGAGCUAUGGAGGAGGUGCCACCUGACUGGGAGAGAGCAUCCUUCCAACAAGCCAGUCAGGCCAGCCCUGACUUAAAGCCAAGUCCACAAAAUGGUACCACGUUCCCUUCCUCUGGAGGAUAUGGCCAGGGGUCACUGAUAGCUGAUGAGGAGUCCCAAGAAUUUGAUGACUUGAUAUUUGCAUUAAAAACUGGUGCUGGUCUCAGUGUCAGUGAUAAUGAAUCUGGUCAAGGCAGUCAGGAGGGAGGCACCUUGACUGACUCCCAGAUUGUAGAAUUAAGGAGGAUACCCAUCGCCGACACCCACCUUUAGUACCCCAAUCAUCAGCAAAAUGAGGAUCCUUUCAUAUUGUAUUGACUUUGUACUAAAACUCUAUAAGUACAUGCUCCAUAUUGUAGGACUCUGUGAAUUGUAGUGGUUAUUUAAUCCGGAAGUGAUUGUUGUGUUUGAGACAUAACAUUUACCUUUGUGCAUCCUAAAAGUUCACUGUUAUAAGGAAAAACUGAGUUGGUUAUAUCUUUAAUAGUAUAUGCAUAUUCCAAGAAUAUUAGAUGUUUUUUAACUAUUCUACAUGGCUAACAUUGUUUAAUACAAGUAAUAACUGAAUAAAAUCAAUAGAAUCUA